Messenger RNA from Cinara cedri, 6027 nucleotides. NCBI's taxonomy places the organism in Eukaryota, Metazoa, Arthropoda, Insecta, Hemiptera, Aphididae. The record is from the annotation of a GenBank genome assembly.
CACGUAAACACCAAACAAGUUACAAGUUAUUAUAGUACUGUAAUUAUUCUAUUUGACGAAUUUCAGUAAAUUUAAUUGAGAACUAUUGCGUUUAUAAUGAGUUUUGAACGUUAUUAAAGAAUUAAACGGUAAGUCUAAGUAUUAUUUUUAAUUAUAACAAUGUGAAAUAUAAAUUUUUCAGCGACGUAUGAUUUUGUAAUUUUAAAUUUUCGACUUCUAACAUGACUUAUGUAACUAAUUAUCUUUUGGGUGUGUGUUGUACUCAUACAGCAAUGAUGCCAAUAUUUUACCAAUUAUAAUAUCUAUUUAAACACUUGAUUAAAUAAAUUUUACAUUGUGUUUGAGUAUACCAAACUUCUAAAGUAAAUACUUAAUAUUAUAUUGACUUUUUAUUAAAUAAACAUAAGUUUUCAAUGCCUAUCUACUUAAUAAAUCAUUGCGAAAAGUCCAGUUUACCAUUUUAAUAAUCUUAAAUUACAAUUUAUAAUUUGAACUUUGAUAAUCACAUUUUUUCAAACUAAUAAAUACCUACUUUAAAAAAGUAGGUAUUUAUUAGCAUUUAUUUAUUGAAUAGAUAAUAAGUAGGUAGUUACUGUAAAGAUAUUUAAUAUUGUACCUGGAAUUUAAAUCCAUAUAGUUUGAUUACUGUAUUAAAUUAAAUAUUAUUAAAAACACCCAGUUUUAAACAAGAUAUAAGACAAAUUAUUAUUUCCUUUCUAUCUUAGUAUUAAAUUAUUAAUUAGAGCCUUUAACUUAAUAACAUGUUAUAAUAGUUGUCAGAAAAGUGUCUCCAGUGAAUAUUAUUAAAUUAGAAUUUAAUACACAUCACUUAUAUAGUUAUAUAGUAUAAGUAAAAAUAAAAGUCAUCAAAUAAUAAAUAUAAUAAUUAAAUAAAGUUUUUUUUAUUUUGGGUACCUACAAUAUUAUGAGACUUUUUGUAAGCUUAGCGAGGAAUCUAGAAUGUAUUAGUUUUAUUAUAAUGUUUAUUUUUUGUGCGAUCACCAACUUCAAGGGUAGUUUGUGAUACCACGUUUUCUUUUGUUAGUGUAUUGAGGAGUUAAUUUAUUUAUUUCAUUACAAGUUUUCUUAAUAGCUAAGAAAAAACAACGGAAGCAUGGGAAUAUUUACUUUAACAUUUAUAUUAAAAAUUGUUAGACGUGAUAAAAUGUGUAAAACAUUUUUUAGAUUUUUAAGCUAUUUUUAGCAAUUUGAAAUGUUGAUUUUUUUUAGUUUUUUAUAGUUUUGUGGACAUAAUUUUUUGUGAAAACUCAAAAAAGCUCUAAAAUUUGAAGCAAAUUUCAUCUUUACCUUGUUUUUUUUAUGACACUAUACAAUUCUUAAGCAAGAUUUUUGUCCUGUAUUCUUUAAAAUUCAAAUUUUUGUGAGAAUUGUAAGAAAAACAGCAUUUCUAUUGGUACUAUUUUCUUAUUUAUGUGAUUAUAAAUUAUUUAGGCCACCAAAAAUAUUCAAAUAUUUCUCUGUAAUGUAGUGAUUGUUUUACUAUGUAAAUCCAAAGCUUCAUAACAUAUAUGAUGCUAUUAUAUUUAAAUAAAAAAUAUAUUGAUAUUAACUAUAUAAAUAUAUUCUAUAUCUAUAUCUGCCAACCUUUUUUCUUUAUUUCUAAGUAAUUGUAAAAAGUUUAAUUAUGUUUUAAUUUUUAAUUUCAGUUAAAUAAUAAAUACAAAUAUAAAUAUGUUAACAAAAUUUGAAACAAAAUCAGCCCGGAUAAAGGGCCUUACAUUUCAUUCAAAGAGACCAUGGAUAUUAGCUAGUCUACAUACUGGUGUUAUUCAAUUAUGGGACUAUCGCAUGUGCACCUUAUUAGAUAAAUUUGAUGAACACGAUGGACCAGUACGGGGUAUAAGCUUUCACAGUCAACAGCCUAUAUUUGUAUCGGGUGGUGAUGAUUACAAAAUUAAAGUUUGGAACUAUACACAACGACGAUGCAUAUUUACUUUACUUGGUCACUUAGAUUACAUCCGUUCUACAAUGUUCCACCACGAGUACCCUUGGAUAUUAAGUGCAUCUGACGAUCAGACAAUAAGAAUUUGGAACUGGCAAAGUCGUGCUUGCAUUUGUGUUCUCACUGGUAAAGCUAAUGUUAUAUAACAAUUACUGAUAUAUUAUAAUAUGAUCUAUAAUAAUAAUACAUAUUUAAUAAUUUUUUAUUCUUAGGUCAUAACCAUUAUGUUAUGUGUGCUCAGUUCCACCCAUCUGAAGAUUUGGUGGUUUCUGCAUCAUUAGAUCAAACUGUUCGUGUUUGGGAUAUUUCUGGCCUGCGCAAGAAAAACGUUGCUCCGGGUCCUGGUGGAUUAGAUGAACAUUUGAAAAACCCAAAUGCCACAGAUUUAUUUGGUCAAGCUGAUGCUGUAGUCAAACACGUACUUGAAGGUCAUGAUCGUGGUGUUAAUUGGUGUUCAUUCCACCCUACUAUGCCACUAAUUGUCUCUGGGGCUGAUGACCGUCAAGUAAAACUAUGGCGAAUGAAUGAUUCUAAAGCUUGGGAAGUAGAUACUUGCCGUGGCCAUUAUAACAAUGUGUCCUGUGUUGUGUUUCACCCAAAGCAAGAACUUAUAUUAUCCAACUCUGAAGAUAAAAGUAUAAGAGUUUGGGAUAUGACAAAAAGAACAUGUCUUAAUACAUUUAGACGUGAACAUGAACGAUUCUGGGUUCUUGCUGCACAUCCAACUUCCAAUUUAUUUGCUGCUGGACAUGAUUCAGGUAUGGUCAUAUUCAAGUUGGAACGUGAAAGACCAGCAUUUACACAGUUUGGUAAUUUCCUAUACUAUGUAAAAGAACGUUUCUUACACCGUCUUGAUUUUACCACACAUAAAGUGACUACAGUCAUGCAAUUAAGAUGCACUGGACGUGUACCUAUUUAUAGUAUUAGUUAUAAUCCAGCAAUUGAUGCAAUGCUUGUUUGUACAAGAAAUUCAAACAUUGAAAAUAGUACCUACGAUUUAUAUACUAUGCCUAAAGAAAACUCUGAUAGUGGUGUUGCUGCACCUGAAGGUAAACGAUCCAGUGGUUUAACAGCAGUUUGGAUUGCUAGGAAUCGGUUUGCUGUUUUAGAUAAAACACAUAUGUUGGCUGUAAAAAAUCUAAAAAAUGAGAUUACAAAAAAGAAUGUUGGACCUAACAAUAUAGAUGAGAUUUACUAUGCUGGUACUGGUUUGUUAUUACUUCGUGAUCCUGAAAAUAUAACAUUGUUUGAUGUCACUCAGAAAAGAGUAUUAGCCCAAGCUAAAAUUGCAAAGUGUCGAUAUGUUAGCUGGGCGAAUGAUGGUUCUUUAUUGGCAGUUUUAUGUAAAAACAACAUUUAUGUAUGCAGUAGAAAAUUAGAAAUUGUGUGUACUAUACAUGAAACUUCUAGAAUAAAAUCUGGAGCAUGGGAUGAUUGUGGUGUUUUCAUAUAUACUACCAGCAAUCAUAUAAAGUAUGCCUUACCUGAUGGCGGAGACUAUGGAAUUAUACGUACUUUAGAUCUACCAAUAUACAUUACUAAAGUCAAUGGCAGUCAAGUAUUCUGUUUAGACCGUGAUUGUAGACCAAGAGUUUUAAAUAUUGAUACAACCGAAUACAAAUUUAAAUUGGCACUUAUCAAACGCAAGUAUGAAGAAGUGUUACAUAUAGUUAAAAAUGAUCGAUUAAUUGGGCAAUCAAUUAUAGCAUAUUUGCAACAAAAAGGAUAUCCGGAAGUAGCAUUACACUUUGUUAAAGACAACAAAACAAGAUUUUCUUUAGCUCUUGAAUGUGGUAAUAUAGAUAUUGCAUUGGAAGCUGCUAGGACAUUAGAUGAUAAAGCAUGUUGGGAACAAUUAGGUCAAGCUGCAUUGCUUCAAGGUAACCAUCAAAUAGUUGAAAUGUGUUAUCAGAGAACAAAAAGUUUUGAUAAACUGUCAUUUUUAUAUCUCAUAACUGGUAAUCUUGAUAAACUUAGAAAAAUGACAAAAAUUGCCGAAAUACGUAAGGAUGUAUCUGGUCAUUAUCAAGGAGCACUUCUUCUUGGUGACUGUCAUGAAAGAAUUAAGAUACUGAACGAACUAGGCCACAAAUCGCUUGCAUAUCUGACAGCUAUUACUCAUGGUUUAGAUGCUGAAGCUGAAUCAAUUAAAGAAGGGUACGAAGGUAACCUACCCACAGUUAAUCUCAAUGCAACUUUAUUAAAACCUCCUGUCCCAGUAAGCCAAGCUGAAUCAAACUGGCCACUUUUGACUGUGUCUAAAGGUUUCUUUGAAGGUGCUAUAUUAACAGCGGGUAAAGCUUCAGGGCUUGUUGACACGGCUCUUGGUGAGGAUAUUGAAGAAGAAGGUUGGGGGGCUGAAGCAGACUUAGGUCUUGAAGGCCGUAUAUCUCCCACCCAUUCCGAGGCCGAGGAAGAAGCAGCAUUGGCUGCUACCACUGUUGUGGAAGGAGAGGAAGGUUGGGACGUUGGUGAUGAAGAAGUGGAACUACCACCUGAGGUACAAAUAUCGAAACAGGAUGCUGACUAUUUUGUUGCACCACAAAUAGGUACUUCUCCAUCCCUCAUUUGGUCUUCCAACAGUCAAAUGGUCAUCGAUCAUGUCAAAUCUGGUGACUUUGAGAUCGCGUUCAAAUUACUUAAUGAACAGAUUGGGGUGACCAACUUUAAACCUCUUAAAAGUUUGUUUAUGGACAUGUACCUUAAGUCGUGUAUCUCUUAUACACCAUUACCGAGCCAUCCAUCAUUGUUCAUGUAUCCAAAUAGAAACUGGAAAGAAAACAAUGCCAACAGCAACAAACCCGUGUUGGAUAUAAAACUGGACCAUCUGUUGAAUGAAUUGCAGGCAUGCUAUCAGCUUACAACCGCUGGCAAGUUCCCGGAAACCAUUUCCAAGUUUAGAUCUAUUCUGAACUCUGUACCUCUGCUCUGCGUGGACACCAAACAAGAGGUAUCUGAGGUCAUACAGCUAGUGCAUAUUUGUAAGGAGUAUUUGGUUGGCUUGGUAAUGGAAACAGCUCGAAAGGACCAUCCAAAAGCAACAGCUGAUGAUCAAAAACGUGUGGCUGAAAUGGUCGCGUACUUUACACAUUGCGACCUACAAAUGACGCAUAAAAUCCUUACACUUAGGACGGCUAUUAACAUAUUCUACAAAAUUGGCAAUCUUAACACCGCUGCGUCAUUUGCAAAACGAUUGCUGGAACUGGGACCACGGGCUGACGUUGCCCAGCAAGCUCGCAAAAUGCUGCAGGCUUGCGACCUAAACCCAAUCAACAAGUUACAGGUGGCUUAUGAUCAACACAACCCAUUUUCAAUAUGUGCCUACUCGUUUGUACCUAUCUACAAGGGCAAAGAGGAGGUCAAAUGUCCGUUCUGCUUGGCUUCAUAUCAGCCUAUACAUAAGGGCAAAGUGUGCAAUAUAUGUCAAAUAUCAUCGAUUGGCCGCGAGGCUACAGGACUAAAGAUAUCCACAGCACAUUAUCGGUAAAAUGAAAUAUGUUUAACUUUGAAUAUCGUUCCAGCUUUGAUUUUAGUUUAUUUUUUACUCAAAGUGUUUAAAUAAUUUAUAUAUUUAUAUAUACUUAAUAUAUAUUUAUAGAUAUAUUCUUAUUGAUUUAUUGAUACAUUUAUAAAAAAACAACAAUAAUAAUAAUAUUAAUUAAUAUGUGUUUAUUGUAAUCUAUAUGAAAUGUAUUUUAUUAAAUAAUCUUCUUUUUUGUGAUGUAAAGCCAAUUAAAACAAUCCUGAUAAGCAAAAAAACCUCUCUACUCCCCUGUUCAUUGUUAAUGUUCUUAAAUUAGAAUUUCUGUAGUGUUUUUGUACAUUAUCUUUCUUCCUUAUCUUGGAACCCCCUAAAGGUUUGUUCUUCUGUGUUAUAUUGCGAUAUUGUCCUAAACCAGUGAAUUAAUGUAUAUUUUACUCCAUAUGUGCCCUUUGCAACCUUUUCUUCAUUAUGCCUUCAACAGCAUUAAAGUUUUUGAUUUCCUUAUUUUACCUUCUCUGCCAUUAUCUUAUUGUUUCAUUGAUACAACAGCAAAAAAUCAUAUCAAUCUUAUACAACGCAG